Messenger RNA from Hordeum vulgare subsp. vulgare (domesticated barley), 1430 nucleotides. RefSeq lists its product as uncharacterized. Bases 474 to 1208 code for a protein of 244 amino acids. The transcript has a single exon. The record is from RefSeq and is a predicted model, not a curated record. NCBI's taxonomy places the organism in Eukaryota, Viridiplantae, Streptophyta, Magnoliopsida, Poales, Poaceae.
CUUCCCCCCAGUAACCAGUCCAAAAAGGACUCGUCAGCCCGUGUUGAUUUUGGCCCAAAUCAAGCGUGCUCUUACAUUAUUCAUUUUGACAUCUCUCAAAAAAAAAAAUCACUUUGACGGCCUUCCGUGUGUGGACAGCCUACCCAGGCAUGUUGGGUACAUUUGCCUAAUCAGCGCCUCGAGCUGUCGCGGUCCACAAUUUUAAAGGGAAAAGAGGAGAUUCCAGAGGCUUCCGGAGUUGAACCGAAGCUUCUCCACCCUUCUCUUCCCCACGUCUCCACCCAGUCUCUCUUCCCGAUCUAGUAGCUCAUAUAUCUCCCGCCAUCACACUCUCGUCCGCCACAACCACAAGCCCAACUGCACGGUGAGCGGGAUUGGAUUAGUCAGUAGCGGCACCAGAGAGAGGUAUAGAGGGGUUGGAUUAGUGGCUGGCACUUUGAUUAGCGCGCGACGAAGCAAGCCAAGCGAGCGCGAUGGUGGUGCUCAUGGAGUACGCCCCCGGCGUCGGCGUGACGACGAAGAGGAAGGGCGAGGAGGAGCCGGGGUUGUUUGCGUUCCCCGACGACGGCGACAGCGGCAGCGUUCCGAUUUCCUGCCGCGCGACCAAGAUGAGGCGGCUGGAGAGUGCCGGCACCGGCCACGAUGUGCCGGCGGCGGCGGCGGGCGUUGGGAUGGAGGGCGACGUGAUGAUGGCGGAGGAGCUGCCGGCGCCGUCGCCGUCGCUCGGGGCCGCGGAAGGGGGGAAGAUGGCAGUGGUGGUGUACGACCACCGGGCCGUCGACGCCGCGCGACGUGGCGGCCGGCGCGGCCUUCUCGGCCAAUGGCGGCUCCGUCCGUGGGCGCCCCUGAGCGCCGGCGCCGAUUGGAUCCGCGACAUGCUGCGCGAGGCGGACGGCCGCACGGUGCGGGCGGUGCUGUCCAGCGCUCAGGAAGAGGGCGGCGUCGACCUGGCCCUGGUCCCUUGGGGCGCGGCACACGUUUCGGCAGAGGCGAAUCAGGCGUCCACGGCCGCGGAGACGGUGGACGGGGAAGAGGACGCCGAGGGAACGGCCGCGAUGGACGUCGAGGAGGUGGGGGAGCAUCAUCAGACCCAGGGGGGCGGGGCCGGCUGCGGUGAGGGGUACUUGCGCCAGUGGCCGCAGCACUGCUUGGCGCCGCCUCCGUUGCCGGCAGUUCGCCAGGCGAGGCCGGCUGUAUGGUCGUGGUGAACCGCGCGUGGCUGUACGACUGCGACCGACGGAAUCGACAUUUUCUUCUUUGCCGACGCGUGUUGCUUUGAUUUGUGUUUUUUCUUCCAACAGAAUGCAUCCUAUAAGGAUGGCAAUGGUUGGCAAUGUCUUCCAACAGAAUGCAUCCUAUAAGGAUGGCAAUGGUAGGCAAUGGUUGGCAAUGGGAGGGUAUGAAUACGAGAUAGAGCAAUUCCAUAUCCA